AUGGAAGAAAGACACCAAAAGCCUCACGCAAUCUUCGUAUUCUACCCAUUACAAGGCCAUGUUAUCCCAUCUGUCCACUUAGCCAUCAAACUUGCAGAAAGAGGCUUCACCAUAACCGUCAUCAACACACACUCCAUACACCACCAAACCUCCAGAGCCCAACCCGAUGGCGAAGAUGACAUGUUUGCCACCGUCCGGCAAAAGGGUCUCGACAUCCGUUACACCACCGUGCCGGACGGCCUUCCUGUGGGGUUCGACCGGUCGCUAAACCAUGACCAGUUCAUGGCUACUUUGUUGCAUGUGUUCUCUGCCCAUGUGGAGGAGGCGGUGGAGAAGAUUGUGAGGUCGGAACCGCUGAGCCGGCCUUAG
Messenger RNA from Ilex paraguariensis (yerba mate), 369 nucleotides. Lineage: Eukaryota; Viridiplantae; Streptophyta; Magnoliopsida; Aquifoliales; Aquifoliaceae. The record is from the annotation of a GenBank genome assembly.